UCUACUUGCGUGGUUGUUUUAAUCCCAAAAUGUUGUUCUUCUUAUCAUCAUUUGCAGACAUUAUCAUUGAUCUUCAAGCACGUUCGUCUCGGGCAAACAGGUUGGCAUCAAAGCUAGAGACAGAUGGGAAAUCUACUUGCUUGGUUGUUUUGAUCAUAAAAUGUUGUUCUUUUUAUCAUCAUUUGCAGACAUUAUCAUUGAUCUUCAGGCACAAUCAUCUCGGGGAAACGGGUCGGCGUCGGAGCUAGAGACGGAUGGGAAAUGUGUCAAUGUAUUAAUCCCAAAAUGUUUUUCUUUUUGUUAUCAUUUGCAGACAUUAUUGUUAAGUGGAAGCAAAAAGACAGCCAAAUUGCUACUAGAAAGUAAAAAAGAAAGCCUUUACAUGUUGUCACAAAACGGUGCCGUCACAUGGGACUGGAACUUGUCCGCCAUUAAAAUAGCCAUCUAAGAUCGCUGGAAUCGUUCUGUACUUCGAGGACCGAAACCCGACAAAAUUACUGACAUAACAAACGACGUCGUAAUUUCAUGUGGAUAACAAACACUGUCGUUCCCGUGAUGUUCAGUUACCCAAUUCCCAAAACUUCCUCUUUGAUUGCUUUAUCCCUUCCUUUUCCCAUAAUUCCCAUCAAUCUUUCAACCCACCACCUGUAAUCAUUUCUUAAAAAGCUCUCUCCGACAUCAAUGGCUACCGCCGCCGCCGCCGCCGCCGCCGCCUCAUUCUUCUGCGUUGCCUUGUCCCUGGCUACCCUUUUUGCCUUAUCUCCAUCAGCCGUCUCUGCAAUAUCGGCUUCUCCACCUGUUCCGCCUCACAGAGCUUCCCAAAAUAUGUCUUCGUUUUUCCCAUCUCCGGUCGAUGGGCGUUCUUCUCCCAUUUCUGCUGCUCCGGCGCUGGAAUCCGGCGAGUUCAUAGGGAAGAGGAGUGGGUCCAAUUCUGUGAAGCUCAAUCAUGGGAUCUCAGCUUUUGGUUUGAGUAUUUGUAGUGUUUUUGGUUUAAGACUGGUUCUUAACGUUUGAUUCGAAGAUUUGAUGUUUUGAAAUUGUGUUUUUAGAACUCUGUUGAAUUGUUACAAAAUUGCUCUGAAGUUGUGUGGGUUGAUGAAUAAAUCACUCUUGCCUUAUUUUAAA
Messenger RNA from Cucurbita maxima (winter squash), 1125 nucleotides. RefSeq lists its product as uncharacterized. The coding region runs from base 682 to 1014 and encodes 110 amino acids. The record is from RefSeq and is a predicted model, not a curated record. NCBI's taxonomy places the organism in Eukaryota, Viridiplantae, Streptophyta, Magnoliopsida, Cucurbitales, Cucurbitaceae. The transcript has a single exon.